Messenger RNA from Scleropages formosus (Asian bonytongue), 2246 nucleotides. Its product is annotated as zinc finger and BTB domain-containing protein 7C-like. Gene Ontology annotation, molecular function: DNA-binding transcription factor activity, RNA polymerase II-specific; RNA polymerase II cis-regulatory region sequence-specific DNA binding; protein binding. The coding region runs from base 242 to 2074 and encodes 610 amino acids. The record is from RefSeq and is a predicted model, not a curated record. Lineage: Eukaryota; Metazoa; Chordata; Actinopteri; Osteoglossiformes; Osteoglossidae. The transcript is spliced from 3 exons. Gene Ontology annotation, biological process: regulation of transcription by RNA polymerase II.
GGGGGCCCUGCUCCCAAGCCUUUCGCUGUGAGUGUGUGUGUCUGCGUAUGAGGGUUCAUUCUUCACUGCUGUCAGAGUAGUAGCACUUCCAACUAAACUGCAGCACUGCUCAGUCCUCUGUUGCACUCCAUCUUGCUCCUAUACCUGUUCGCACAUCCUUGUGCUGAAACUGACACGACCUCCUUGCAGGACAAAGAGACACCCUGACCCCACUGGCAUCGCAAGAGCUGUUGAUGUGAGGAUGGUGAGCAGAGAGGUGGAGCGCAUUGGGAUUCCCUUCCCCAAUCACAGCAGUGAGGUUCUUUGCACACUGAAUGAGCAGCGGCAGAAAGGUCUGCUGUGCGAUGUGGUACUGGCUGUCGGUGAACAUGAGUACCAAGCUCAUCGUGCCAUCUUGGCUGCCUGCAGCCAGUACUUCAAGAAGCUCUUCACUACAGACACCGGGGAUGCAUGGCACAGCGUGUACGAGAUUGACUUUGUGAAUGCUGAGCCGCUGGCCGCGAUUCUGGAGUUUGUCUACACCUCCACACUCACGGUCACCGCUUGCAGCAUUAGGGAGGUCCUAAUUGCAGCUCAGAUGCUGGACAUCCCUUGCAUUGUGAGUGUCUGCCUAGAGAUCAUGGACUCGACAGCAGGAGAAGAUGAGGAAGAGGAUAGGGAGAGUGAGCAGGGCCAAGGAGCUGAGGAUGGAGAAUUGGAAGAUGAGGAAUCCCGAGAGGAAGAAGAGUACUCCAGUGAGAAAUCUACACCGGUUACUGAAGAGCAGAGCUGUGAUGAUAUAGGGCAGACUCAGGACAGCCCUCCGAGCACCUCACCGAGCGAGGGGCUGUCUGAUGAUUCUCAAGUACCUGCCUCCACAGUGGUGGCAGGAGAUGAAAAUAUAGACCCUAAAGACCCAGAAGUUCGUGCCAUUAGGGACUUUUCUAUUGACGCUUUGCUGCAGGAGGGGCUGUACCCCAAGCUCUCUGCCUCUGACAGAACACCCCUUUUUUCUGGAUUCUUUCCUCCUUUGUGGAACCCAGAGUUUCCUGGAUUUCCACAGAUCACGGACCAUAGCCCCCUCUUACCCCCAUACCACCGAGAACUUGAGUGCCCACCUCUGGAUUUGGGCGUAAAGAAGGAGGCAGUGAAAGAGGAGAUGCAGGAGGAGUUCCACCCUAGUCUUUUUCACAAUGACUUUCUGAAGCACUUUAUAGGAGCUGGCCUGAACAUGGCCGACAGCAACCACAUAGGAUCCAUCAAGGAUGAAGCAGACCUCAGCUCAUACCUGAGCUUCCUCAGUGCCUCCCACCUGGGGACCUUCCUCCCUCCCUGGCAGUUGGUGGAGGACAGAAAGAUGAAGCCCAAAGCCUCCCAGCAGUGCCCCAUCUGCAACAAGGUGAUCCAGGGGGCGGGCAAGCUGCCACGGCAUAUGAGGACUCACACUGGAGAGAAACCCUAUGUUUGCACCAUCUGUGAGGUUCGCUUCACCAGGCAGGACAAGCUGAAGAUCCACAUGCGCAAGCACACUGGGGAGCGGCCUUACAUCUGCCUCCACUGCAACUCCAAGUUUGUGCAUAAUUACGACCUGAAGAACCACCUGCGUAUCCACACAGGGGUGCGGCCCUACCAGUGCGAACACUGCACCAAAAGUUUCACCCGCUCCGACCACCUGCACCGCCACGUGAAGCGGCAGAGCUGCAGGGUGACACAUCCUCGGCGAGGCCGGAGGCCUGCAUCCCGCCGUCCCUCCCACCCGCUCUACCUACCCACUGCCCCACACAGUGAAAGUGGAUGUCUCACCAUGAACGACAGGUUCCUUCCCACCAGCCGUAACACGACCCGUCCUGGUUUUGUUGGCCCACACCAACUCAUUCAUGGAGAGACCAUGGCCUUGGAGAACUUAGACAGCAGCGAGAGGAGGAGCCUGGAACCUCGGCUAUUAGACAGAAACCAGGAUGGGGAGAAUGAGAGGAGGAGGGGGGUAUUUGCUUUCACUGUAGCCCAUGAUGACGUGCUCUCCAGUCAGCCUCUGUACCCGCCAUGGGCCAUGAGAUUGGAUCACAGUCAUCCCCUUCCACAGGUCACCACUUAAACCCGAAAUGGCAUUACAGUGCUACGGCCCACUCUGAUUAACACUCCAAAACAGGCUUUAACCAGAGCUGGCAAAGAUAUCUUCAUGGACUUUGGUGAAGUCAACUGGGGUAUGAAGGUUUUCAAAUCAACCGCUUUAUAAAGUUUGGAAUUCACAUUGCAGUUUAUCAAUG